GAGCAGAGGGGGGAAGAGAGAGAGGAGGAAAAAAAGCACACACAACUCAAAGUCUAAAUCCAGCAAAACCAGCACAUGGUGCUGCAUACCCUGUGGCAAUAAGUACAAGUUAAGACUGUGCCUGGAAUGUGGGAACAAAGGCAAAAAGUGAAUGGUUUACAUCACUCUGCAAGAGUUUGCAAGCACUAGCAGAGAGUGCACAGCAUGAGCAAAGAGGACAACAGCACCAUUAGCUCAGAGGAUUCUUCAUAGGAGCAAUGGAGACCACUGCAGCAGAUGAUUGGACUGUCAACCUGGAAGCAAAUGGGACAUUACUUUUGAGUUGUACACUGAUACACAAGCCAGUGUCUUGCCAGAAACACUGUUAGUCACUGGAAGAUAAAGCUACAGUAGCAGGUAACCUCAGGGCUUCCAGCGGUGUGCUGAUUCCCACUACGUGUGUACGUGAAUUAAAUGUACAGCUCCCCUGCCCCUCAUGGCUCGCCGGUCCCAGAGCUCCUCACAGGGGGACAACCCCCUGGACCCUAACUACCUGCCACCCCAUUACAAGGAGUAUUACCGGCUGGCUCUGGAUGUGCUAGCUGAGGAGGGGCAAGAGAGUUAUCAUCGUUUUCUGGAUGAAGAAGGAGCCCCUGACUUUCUCUGCAGCACAGAGGUAGAGCACAUCACUCAGCAUCUCCAGAAGCCCCAGUAUGCCAACCAGGAGAGCAGCUGCAUGGAUGCCAUGCAUGGCAGUGACAUAGAUGGAUCCUCUGGGACUUAUUGGCCUAUGAAUUCUGACCUUGCUGUCCCUGAGCUUGAUCUGGGCUGGCCAAUGGUCUUUGGAUUCAAGGGUACUGAGGUAACAACUCUGGUGCAGCCACCACCCCCAGACAAUCCCAGCAUCAAGGAAGAAGCCCGUAGGAUGAUCCGAGCUGCACAACAGGUGGUAGCUAUAGUGAUGGAUGUUUUCACAGAUGUGGAUCUGCUGAGUGAGGUGCUGGAUGCUGCUGCCCGCAGGGUCCCUGUGUAUAUCCUCCUGGAUGAAAUGAACUCCCAGCUCUUCCUAGACACAGCUGCUAAGUGCAAAGUCAACCUCAACUAUGUGGAGUUCCUGAGGGUUCGGACAGUUGCUGGCCCCACCUAUUACUGCCGCACAGGGAUGUCCUUCAAAGGGCAUGUGAAAGAGAAGUUCCUGUUGGUGGACUGCAUGGUGGUGCUGAGUGGCAACUACAGUUUUAUGUGGUCCUUUGAGAAGAUUCAUCGAAGCAUCGCUCACAUCUUCCAAGGGGAGCUGGUGUCCAGUUUUGAUGAAGAAUUCCGAAUUCUCUUUGCACAGUCAGACCCUCUCAUUCCUCCAGCCAAUGUCUUGGUGAAGGCAGAGAAUCCAUUUACCAUGGCCCCCUUUGGCAACAAUAUGCCCUUCUUUCCAAAUAAACCACACCUGCUGUUCCAGAGGGAUGACAAUGUCUUUCCACCCUUCGUGGACAGAGUUGAUCCAGACAGAUACUUCUUGUCAGCCUUCAGACGGGACGAACUGAUGCGCCAUACUAUGGAGGGGUCAGCAAUGCGCAUGUAUUCUAAGAAGGCAGAAAUGGAGAAUUGUCAGAUAGAUCCUGUCAGAGGUUUAUUCCGCUCGAAGCAGUUAGAGCUGGAUUCCUUUAAGAGACACAGCUUUGCUGAAGGAACCUUUGAAAACUUUUCUUCUUCAAAGCAGUGUUCUAGGCAGAUGUUCAUGAAUAAUCUGGAUGACUUUAAAAUGCAGUCCAGUCACUUUCAAAAGGACCAGUUCUAUCAAUAUCAAUUUGAACAUCCCCAUGCUUCCAGCAGGCCUCAGGGGUUCUUUGAGCGAAUCCGAGGUGGUAGGCCAGGAUUCAAUGAACUGGAGGACUAUGCACAGGGCCCCAGAUAUCCUGAACUUGAAUCCCACUUCCCACAGGAGGGUUUCCCCUUAAGGCUAGAUUAUGAGCCUUCAAAUUCUUCUAGGGAAGUGAGGCAUGGUUCUGACCAGGUGAACCCUGCAGGGAAUGGCCCACUAGGGCUGAUGUCACUAAGGAGGCAAAACAUAGGGCAGAAAUUCAUGUGCCAGACAUCCCCCACACAGAAGCAAAGCCUGGAACAACGACUGUUUUUACAAGACCAGGACCCAGAUCAGGACAAGAAGACCCAGGAAAAUAGAACAGGUUUGCGUAACUGGAGGAUUUCUUCAUACCUGAGUGCAUACCAGUCUGAACCAGGAGACGAAGGCAUCCCAAUGCCCAUGGAAUCAGAGUCAUAUAAUGAUGUUUUGAGCCUUGGAGAGCCCCUCACAAAGUACCCCAGUGACCUGAUCCCAUCUUUCAAGUCUCCUAUGUCAUUUAAUAAUAAAUCAUUGGGAAUUGAAAGCGCCAAAGAAUCAACAGGUACUGAGAGAGCAGGCGAGGAGACCUCCCUUGUGAAACAGGAUUCCUUUAGGUCCAGGAUAAAUCCUUUGAUCCAGAGGAGCUCAAGGCUCAGGUCUUCUUUGAUUUUUAAUGCUGCUAAUUUAGAUCAGCAGAAUAUUACAAUGGAGAAGGUUCAGAUGAUCCAAAAGGAGCAAAUGUCCAGUGAGAUUAUAAAAGACAAUGAAACUAUAAAGGCAGCCACCUCUUCUAAAGUGGCAGAACUUUUAGAGAAGUACAAAACUGUGGGCAAAGACAUAGGGAGCGCUACAGUUAGUCACACCAAAGCUGUUUCCAGUUUUCUACAGGAAGAAUCUCAGAAUGCAGAGAAAAAAUGUACCAAAUCCGUGCAAUACAAGAUCCUGGAGAGUAGGGUGCUAGACUCAAAAGAAUCCUUCAGUAGUUAUAAGAUGCACAUGGAGUCUGAGAAACAGUUUGGUAUGUCUUCCUCAGCCACCCAGCUCCUUGACACACUGAGUAAAGAUCCUAUAACAAAUAUUAGCAGCAAAAUGGAAAAACUAUCUUCUCGGUUCUAUUCCACAGACAGCAAUCCUGCUCUUCCAACGAAGGAGAACCUGGUAUUGGUAGGAGACACUCAGAAGCUUGCUCUGCCAGAGAAGAGGGAGAAACUGACAUUCAAAAGAGACACACAGGAACUAGCUGACACAGAAUUCAAGAAACCGCAGGCUAGGGUAAGCACCACAUCGAUUCCUGAAAGUUUAUCCAAGAACCAAGGGUCUGACAGCUCUCUCCAUAAAUCCGAGGAAGAGGGUGCCAAACAGGAACAGAGUCCAUUGGAAUUUUUUAGGAAAGGGUCGCUAAGGUUGAAACAGUUGCUGAAUCCAAAGGGUGAUAAGAAAUCAGAGGAAGAAACCAAUCUUGAGAGUGGAAAGUUUGACAAGCAGACCAUGAGCCUUAAACGAUCUUCCAAGGGGGAUUAUCAGGAAGUGAUGGAGGAAGAGAAAUCCCAAAGGAUCACAACAGCACCUGCUCUCAAAAGCAACCAGCCAUCUCAGACCAGGUUUGCUUCUUCCACGGCAAACAUCCUAUACAGCAGUAACCUCCGUGAUGAUACAAAAGUGAUUCUGGAGCAAAUUUCUGCCAACAGUCAGAAGAACAGAGCUGAGCUGGCCAAGCAAUUACCAUCCACAAGUAAUCCUGAUCUUACCAAGUCUACCAGCAGCUUGGAAUAUAAAGGUGAGAAGGAGAAAACCUGCAACAUUAGCAGGUCAGAAAGUUUUGGGAGCCAUAAGAAGAAUCUUCAGAGGCAACCAUCAGAGGAUAGAGAGACCCUUCUGAAAAAGAUGGAGAAUAUGCGAAAGGAGAAGCGGGUGUAUAGUAGGUUUGAGGUCUUCUGCAAGAAGGAUGAACAACCAAUUCAGAAUGAUGAGGAAUAUGACCCAGAUGCCAAAGACAAGAAAAUGGGGAAAUUCAUGCCCAAACUCCUGGGGACCUUCAAAACCAAAAAGUGACCUUAGAAAUGCUGCCUAAAUCCCAACUCCAGUGGUGGAAUUACUGUCUGUCAAUGGAGAAAGGGGAGGUUAUGCUUCAGUGAUGGACACUAGUAACAUACUGAAUACUCCUUCAUGUUGUUGAGUGGGCAGUUGUGCAACACUGGCCUCCUACAGCAUGAUUUCCUCAUACAGUUAAAUGGUGAUAGGCAAUUUUACUGCAAUAGGAUCCAAAUUAUAAAAAAAAUUAAAUCAACAGAUUGUUUAAAACAAAAAUAAAGUGGAGUCUAUUUAUCAUCUGCACAGGGAAGCUCCUCAGCAGACAGAACAAGCUUGCUAUUAUUCGGGGAGGGGUGAAACUAUAAUGCAAAGCUCUGCCCUGAGCCAGGGAAGUCCGUAAUUCUCAUUUACAAGAACUAUGCUGAUUUUUGGAUAUUUCUCAGGUUGUGGUCCAUUUUUUCCUCAUAUGUGGUACCAGGAGGAUCGUUGACAGUUCCCAGGAGCAAGAUCUUGCAGUAAAUUCUUUGCCCUUACCUGUAGUUAUGACCCUGUCCAUUGGCACAUGUCCAGCUUUUAUACUUAGCAUUGUAUAACCUUAUGGGUGUUUUUAAAUAUAGUUAGAAAUAUUAUUGCUUUAAAGGGAGAGGCAUGAGCAGGCAGCUGGAAGGCAGCAGCAGAGGGAAUUUGCAUGCCAUGCUGGGAUAAAGAGAUGUCUCUAGUUUAAAUUAGCCAACCUAGUAGUGCACUGAAUCAAGCCUGUACAAUGCAGCCUUCAUCAAGCAGAAUCUUGAGGGUAUACCGCCAAGAAGAGGUGUUUUCUCUCAGGGAGGGAUUUGUAGCAGAGGAUAAGCCAUUUCAAGUGUUAGCAGGUUCCCUCAUUGUGAUGACAGGAGAGGGAGGAGGGGUUUAGACAAAAGGAGGAAAGAACUGAGCUUUACUGUAACUUAUCCUUUCUUAAAGCUCAGCAACGUUUUUUUCUUACAUAGAUUUCUUUCAGGUUUUUGGUACCAGGCCUGGCCCAGACCAGCCUGUAUGGUUCAUACUGUGGUAUUGGAUUGUCUGGCAGGACAGUGAGUGGAGGGUGGGUGUCAAAGAGAAAGAAGAGGGUUGUACAUAAGGUUUGCUGCCUUGGGUCUGAUGUUCUUCAGCCUGGGACUCUCUCUUAGGCAACACAGCAGCAGUGGCAAUGGGUCUCAAUGCUGGAAAUUAUAUAUGACCUUAUAUUUUUAUCUGUGUGCCCAGAGGUACAAAUAAACACAUUUGGUAAAUUAAACAAUAAAUGCAUAAAAAGUCACAGCAAGCUCAAGUUCUCAGCUAGCAAGGCAGCAUAGGAGAAUAUCUUAUGGGCUGUGGGAUGGGAGAAAUAACUCUUUUGAAAAUAGGCAACAAGACUUUUGAGAAUCAGUUCUGGCCACCUUCCCUUACUCCACAUGACUGCCAGAAACUCAGUUCCCCAUUACAACUGUGGCUCCCUCCCAGCCUCAGAGGUUGGGCGUUUACCUGCCGUCUAGGCCAUUAUGUGACAACUGUAACUGUGGAAAGAGGCCCAUACCUCUUAUUGGAAGUGGCUGCCUUACUCCUUUGGACUGUUUCUAACAAGGGGAGUCAAAAGAUAUAAGGGCUGAGGCCUAACUCAUGCAUGUCAGCUGCUCCUUAGUUCCUGCAACAACAAGCAAGGUGGAAAGUCAAGCAAAAACAAAAA
Messenger RNA from Mauremys reevesii (Reeves's turtle), 5552 nucleotides. It is a transcript of the gene SACK1H, whose product is annotated as family with sequence similarity 83 member H. Gene Ontology annotation, molecular function: keratin filament binding. Gene Ontology annotation, cellular component: keratin filament. Bases 476 to 3871 code for a protein of 1131 amino acids. Gene Ontology annotation, biological process: intermediate filament cytoskeleton organization; protein localization to cytoskeleton; positive regulation of cell migration. The transcript has 5 exons. Lineage: Eukaryota; Metazoa; Chordata; Testudines; Geoemydidae. The record is from RefSeq and is a predicted model, not a curated record.